AUGUGCGACCAUCGCAGGGAGCGCGAGGAGCGGCUCAAGGCCGCGCCAGCAAACGAGGAUGGCGCCGUCGAGUCGCGCGAGGUCAACGGCCAGGCGGCAGUGAAGCGGCUGCAGACGAGUUUUGUGGAGAGCGGGGUGAGUGCGGCGCUGCUGCGCUAUCUGAGCGACACGGGGCCGCUGCUGCUGCAGGACUCGUGGGACCUGCCGCGCAGCAACGACGACGCUGAGGCGGCACGGCAGCAGCUCAAGGCGGCCAACAGCGACGCACAGGCGAUGGCAGACAAGAGAUGCGACGCCCUGCGACACGCGUGCGAGCAGCUGGGGCAAGAAGUGGAGAGGAUGGAGGAGCUCCACGUGGACGACCAGCUCAGCGCGCUCUCCAUCGAGCUGGCAGCGCUGGAGGAGGCGGAGGCGGCGCUGCAGCAGGCGGAGGAGGCGGCGGGGCUGGCGACGUGCAGCGCACAGGGCGAGGGCUCCGAGGCGGCGCAAGUGGCGGCGCUCACCCGAGUGAAGGCAGAACUGGCGGCGUCGCUGCAGCGCUGCGCCGCCGCUGAAGGGCUCUCCUCGCACCUCGCUGCUGCUGCUGCUGCUGCUGCCACACAAGCGAGCGAGGAGCAGAGCCACCCCGCAGAGAGGCACACGAGGAGCGCCGGCCCAUCACCCACCGCCACAUUCAGUGGCACUAGCAGCAGCACGCAGCAGACGGCAGAGCAAGGCAGCCACGCGCAGGCAGCAGUGCAGCAGCUGGCGGAGCUGCUGUGCCCCGCCGCCCUCACCGCCCAGACUGCCCGCUCCCUCUCUCUGCGCCUCCCCCUCCCCUCCCCCCACUCGCUUCCAAGCCCGCCACUCACGCGUGAGGCAGCCGCUUCAGGCAGUGCAGCAGCACGCGCAUGUGCCCCUGCCACGGGGAAGGCAGGGCUGCCUGCUGUGGUGUUGGGCGGUGCAGGGGAGGGCAGCAUGGGGGAGGGCAGCAGUGCGACAGUGGAGGUGGCUGUGCUGCGUGGAGGGCACGUUGCUGCUGCAUCCAUUGGAGCCCCAGGACUCCCCCAACGCUCGCUCCCUCUGCAACCCUCCACCCACGCUGCUGACAGCGCCACAGGGGCCAACCAGCAGCAUCCAGGCGGAGCAGGAGUGCCGGUGGCAGCAGCAGUGGCGGAGGCGGCCUGUCUGCUGCGCCUGCUGGUGCUGCGCCGGGCACACAUGGCAAAUGCCCUCGCCACCGCGCCCUUUCCCCCCCGGUACAUGGUGGAGAUGGCGGGGGAGGGCGCAUUCAAGGUGAAGUGGGCCAACGGGGCCACGCUCACCCUCACCGCCUGCAACGACUGGCCAAUGCCAGGCGGCCACCUGGCAGUGGCUGACGUAGAGCUGCCCCACACAGCGCAGUCGGGCGAGGAGAGGCAGCAGCUGCUCUCGCUGCUCUCCACGGCCGUGGGCGACGCACAGCGGCAGGAUGACACACCUCCGGCCCCUCCGGCCCUGUCCGCCCUGGGCGGUGUGAUAGCAGCGGCAGGGGCAUGCCUGCGCAAGGCCAUGAUGGUGGCGCUCAAGACAUCGUGA
This is a messenger RNA of Closterium sp. NIES-65, 1557 nucleotides long. NCBI's taxonomy places the organism in Eukaryota, Viridiplantae, Streptophyta, Zygnematophyceae, Desmidiales, Closteriaceae. The record is from the annotation of a GenBank genome assembly.